GGGCAACAUCAGGUUUUCUUCAAAGAGGCUCUUCCAUACCAUUCUCAUGACUCAUCAGCCUCGCCUUGCUCGCUCUCGUCCCUCCCCUUUUCUUCAUCUUCAAGCUCAAGACCUUUCGUCUCACUCAGUUGUGAAAGUGUGGUUGGCUAAAUAGUCCUCCUCUUGUAUGAACCCAUGGCGGUGACUCAAGUUCGGCCUUUCCAAACACGAUGGCUGCUUAUCACUCUGUACUUAAUUCUCAAGUAGACUGCAUUGAGAUUGAUGUUUCUCGUUCUUCAGAUGGAGUUCUACUUGCGCUCCAUGACAGCGCAUAUCUGGAAACAAUACUUCUAAGGUGGGACACUCAAGCAUGGAAGAGAUAAAACAUCGUGGUUCCAAUUAUCAAUCUGCAAAGUUCCAGAAUGCAAAUAUUCCUACAAUUGAAGAGGCUCUUAAGGUGGGAUUCAUUGUCAUGAUCGAUCAGUCAACAGGGGUAAGGACCAACUUACUGAGGAUGAGAGAUGCUCGUUUUGUUGGCAUGUUUCAUCCCUUGAUUGAUGAAAAGCUGCAUAGAUCUUCCUACAUUAUUAUUGAUCUUUCAAGACGCGUCUGCUUGGGGAUCAUAUGUGGAGCUUACUCAUCAAAGAAAUCAAACCAAAGCUUCUUUGCUCUGAGGAUUACGCUGGUACAGUUCAUCUAUCUAUUUACUAUCAGCAGGGGAGUCCAUGUUGUGGAAAGUAUUUCUCUACUGUGCAAAGUUGGCGUCUUUGCUCUAUGUAUUAGUAUUAAUGGCUCAAAUCCCAUCAAAGCCAUAACCAGAAUGAUUUCAUCCAAUAGUAGUGCAGCUGCGACUUACUGUCCUGGUAGGAGGCAGAGGCUGUUUGUAAUAGCCGUGGAUUGCGAUGAUCAGAAUGGAAAUGGUACUCAGACGUUUCAGGAAAUUAUAUCGAGUGUCAAGAAAGCAACAAGCCUAGGAUUCGGCCAAGGUCGGGUAGGCUUCGUAUUGUUAACUGGUUCCAGCUUACAGGAGACUUUGAAGGCUUUUAAAGGGUGCCAAGUAAGCAUAGAAGAAUUUGAUGCAAAUAACUAUUGUUUUUGA
Molecule: messenger RNA, 1078 nt
Organism: Fragaria vesca subsp. vesca
Lineage: Eukaryota; Viridiplantae; Streptophyta; Magnoliopsida; Rosales; Rosaceae
Exons: 7
Coding region: 350-1078 (242 amino acids)
Biological process (GO): lipid metabolic process
Molecular function (GO): phosphoric diester hydrolase activity
Source: RefSeq, a predicted model, not a curated record